This is a messenger RNA of Scomber scombrus (Atlantic mackerel), 2644 nucleotides long. It is a transcript of the gene slc22a6l, whose product is annotated as solute carrier family 22 member 6, like. Gene Ontology annotation, molecular function: transmembrane transporter activity. Bases 520 to 2208 code for a protein of 562 amino acids. Gene Ontology annotation, cellular component: membrane. The record is from RefSeq and is a predicted model, not a curated record. Lineage: Eukaryota; Metazoa; Chordata; Actinopteri; Scombriformes; Scombridae. The transcript is spliced from 11 exons. Gene Ontology annotation, biological process: transmembrane transport.
CACUCUUGAUGCUGGAGCUCACUUGCACUGAAACACUUCAACCAGACAUUACUUCUGCACAGCAAGGACUCAGCAUUCUACCUCCAGUGUUCAGUGAAUGAGCUGCUAAUACCUCAGGAGGUUACACUGCUCUUCUAAUAAUCCAAAGUUCAGAAAAGCCGUUGGAAUUUCAGAGCCGAUUACUCACUUUAACACGCUAUAGCAACAAGACGACUUUUACUUCUUUUUGAUUUUUUCGGCUUUUUUGAAAGGACCCUCUCAGAAACACUUUGCUGGGAUUUUAUUUGAAUUGAUGGUAUUGUGUUAUUUGUUUGAAUGAAGGUGCUGCUGUACGCUUCGCAAGCCAACAUUCUCAUUAUAUUUUGUAUUUUGCCAAAUGAGUGAUGACUAAUUCAACAGAUACUUAUGUAAUGUUCAUCAGCUAGAACACUGAUGAUUUUUAAAGGAACCUAAUAACAACAGGAUCAAGUGCCAUUAACAUUAAGUCACUUUGUGGAGCUGUGGUUGUACAAAGCUACAAUGGCUUUUGGUGACCUCCUAGAGCAGGUGGGCAGCAUAGGACGCUUCCAGAUCCUGCAUGUAACCCUUCUCUGCAUACCUGUACUCAUGAUGGCCAGUCACAACCUGCUGCAGAACUUUGUGGCUGCUGUGCCCUCUCACUACUGCAGAGCGCACACAAACCUCACUCAGUCUGAGCUGAGCCCGGAGGAAACUCUGAUGAUCACAGUGCCCCUAGACCAGAAAGGGAAGCCUGAAAGGUGUCAGCGUUACAUCGCUCCUCAGUGGCAUCUCCUGGAUAAGAAUGGGACCUCCAUGUCAGGAGAGCAGGGAGACAUCGAGGAUGGUUUUGCCGUUGACCUGCAGGGAUGCACAGAUGGGUGGUCCUAUAACAUGACUGAGAUGAGCUCCACUAUUAUAUCUGAUUGGCACUUGGUGUGUGAUACGCGCUCCUUGAAGCAAAUGGGACAAACCAUCUACAUGGGAGGUGUGCUUGUGGGAGCCGUUGUCUUUGGAGGUCUUUCUGACAGAUACGGUCGACGCAUCCUCCUGCUCAUCUCUAACCUGCUGAUGGCAGUGGCUGGAACGUGUGCUGCUUUCUCAGCCUCCUUCCCCAUCUUCUGCGUGUUCCGCUUUGGUUGUGGCAUGGCUCUGUCUGGCCUAGGGCUCAACACCUUCUCACUCAUUGUGGAAUGGAUCCCCACUCGUGUGCGAACUGGUGUGGGGACCCUCACAGGUUACUGUUACACACUGGGACAGCUGCUCCUGGCAGUCAUAGCCUACUUCAUUCGGGAUUGGAGGUGGUUAACCUUGACUGUGUCUUUGCCCUUCUAUGUCUUCUUCCUCUACUCCUGGUGGUUCCAUGAAUCUUCAAGAUGGUUAGCUCUGAGUAACAAACCUGAACAAGCCAUCAAAAACCUCAAAAGUGUGGCAAAAUUUAAUGGACGCCAUGAAGAGGGAGAAAAAAUCGACAUUAAAAUGUUGCAGGAGUCCAUGAAGAAAGAGAUGUCAUGUUCACAGGGUUCCUACUCUGUCUUGGAUCUGUUCCGCACACCCACAAUGAGGAAAAUGACGAUCUGCCUCAGUGCAGUCUGGUUAUCAACGAGCUUUGCCUAUUAUGGUCUUUCUAUGGAUCUUCAAAAGUUUGGGGUGGAUAUCUACUUGAUCCAAGUGAUCUUUGGAGCUGUUGAUAUCCCUGCCAAAGUUAUUGUAACUGUAUCCAUGAGUUUUAUCGGACGGCGGCCAUCACAAUGUGGUGCUCUCAUCUUUGCUGGAGUCACCAUUUUGAUCAAUGUGCUGGUACCUUAUGAUAAACAGACUUUGCGCACGUGCCUGGCUGUGGUGGGUAAAGGUUGCCUUGCUGCCUCCUUCAACUGUUGUUACCUUUACUCUGGAGAACUGUACCCGACCAUCAUUCGUCAAAACGGCAUGGGUUGGGUAUCCAUGAUGGCUCGUAUAGGAGCCAUGGUGGCCCCUAUGGUGCUUCUCGUUGGUGAACACAUGCCUUGGCUGCCAGGUUUAAUUUACGGAGGCGCUCCGAUCCUUAGUGGGGUGGCUGCAAUAUUUCUCCCAGAAACACUUGGUUCACCCCUUCCUGACACAAUACAAGAUGUGGAGGACAGGGGAUCUGGGAGACGCUCCAAAACUCCACCAAAGGAAGCAAUAAUCUUGCAAGACACCCAGGCAAAUCUCCUGAAGCAGGCAGCCUGAGGGCAUCUGUAUUGUACUCUUGUUGUUUUUGCUGACACGUUAAUGGAAAUAGAGUGGGUACUGCUUUUUUUCUCCAGCCUGUUUAUCGGUUAAUUCCCAUAAAGAGUUUAUUAUGUUGCACAACUGCUGGACAAAUGGAGUUGCAAUAUUAUUUUUGGACAGGUCAAUACAUUGUAAUGAAUAGCUGCAAACAAUCAGAUCUAUUUUGUUUUACAGUAGCUUUGAGGACUUUAGUCUAACUUUGGACCAAUUAUGUAUUAUAUUUAAUAUAUCUGUUAAACAUGAAUUUCUAUAUACAUCAUAAACCUUCCACACGUUAAAGACUGUGCUAUGCUUCAUUGCUAUUUUUUUUAACUUCUUAUUACUUUAUAUUCGAACCUGUAUUUUUAAACAAGAAUGUUUUGUAUUUUCAUUAAAAUUGACACCUAUUCAUUUA